Messenger RNA from Xyrichtys novacula (pearly razorfish), 8851 nucleotides. NCBI's taxonomy places the organism in Eukaryota, Metazoa, Chordata, Actinopteri, Labriformes, Labridae. The record is from the annotation of a GenBank genome assembly.
AUGAAGGUAUGUUUAAAACCAACUUUAACUUUAAUAUAUUUGGGUUAUUGACACAGGAGGUCUGCUGCUAAAGUAAAAAUAUAUCAUAUCAAGUUUUGUUGUUUGGCAGCAAUGAACAUUUGUGAUGUUCUAUACCGACCUGUGAUUUACACUUUCAUCGAAAAGGUUAACAGGGGCGGGCAAAAUCCAGAUCUGACAAAGUUUCAAUGGUUCCGUGUUUAUUAUCUAAAGUCAGCGUCAUUUCACUGCCAUAUAUAGGAAUUGAGAGAAGCUGCUUUAUCAUUUUCAUACUGUAGCCUUAGCACCUGUCCAUGUUCUCACCUGGUUCUUCCUCUUUCUCUCUGUGCUGCGAACCUAACGUCUAACAAACAGAUCAGAGCAUUUAAACUCGUUGUUGGGUUACUUACAAGAACAAUUGUAAUAUCAAACACAUUAGCUGCUUCCCUGAAAAUUUAAGUAUUUAACUUAAGACAAAUGUUAGCCUGAUACUCCCCCUUACAUUGUUCAUAACAUAAUACAAUAAUAAGAUUGGACUCAUACUUUGUGAUUAUAAAGGUCUUCUGGGCGGCGCAGACAUGUGGCACCUCUUUGGUUUUACUCUCUCACCUGAAUCUGGACACAGAGGAUAAACAUGAUGUCCUUACAGAUCUUCAGGGACUCUGUCAGUCUGACUGCUGACUGAGUCAAAAUGAAAGUUGGUUUCUCUAUUCCAGCUGGUGUCCGUCACCGUCCUCUUCCUCCUGGCUCCUCAGCUGAUCAGCAGUCAGCUCCUCCUGCCACUCGACUGUAGUGACAUCUAUAAUAAUGACAGCAGCCUGUCCAGUGGAGUGUACACCAUCUAUCCUAUAGGAUCCACAUCUGCUGUUCAGGUAGGCCACACCUUCUCUGGUCCAUCUGUACACGAUAAAACUGAGAGGAGAAGAUUAUCUCUAACAUGUUAGAUGAAUUAAAAGCUCUUAACCAUAGCAAACUUAUUUUAACAUGUUUUAACAGAGUUCAUUACAGGUCACUCUACUAUGUGAUCAGGAUACAGCAGUCUGGUAUCAAUAAGAUAAGAUGUUCCUUUAAUAGUCCUGCGGGGGUAACUUCCAAACUACAUAAGCAUGAAUACAGAUACAAAAAGAGGAAAAUUAAAGGAUAAAGAAACAAAAGAGUUAAAAUAAUCAACACACACGUGGGCCACCCAAAGUCUGAAGGAGCCCAGCAGAGGGCGCUGCACAACUAUCAGUGUUGUAUUUCCUACACCAAAUACUUGGAAACAUAAAAAAAGACCAUAUUACAAAGGUGAUGAUUUUCUGUUAGGGUUAAUAUAAACACACGGUUGAUGGAUAAGGAGUAUUAAUGCAGCUCUGUGUUUAGGUGUACUGUGACAUGGACUCUGAGGGAGGACGCUGGACGGUGAGUGUUAAAUAAUAUAAAUAUUCUUUAUUAUUGCUCGUUUCUGAUGACAAAGUUAUUUUACACAUGGAUCUUUUAAUAUUCAUACACUUUGGAAAAUAAAAUAGGUGUCCCCUUGAGUAAAUGCUUUUUUAUUUUUUUUAAAAGGGAAAAAAUUAAUGAAGAUUUUUUCCCUAAUGUAGCAGAAACAUCUUUAGCUGGUGACGUGCUCUCUGAGUGAGAUGAGAUCUAUUUUAGCUCCUGGUUAGAAGUUUGGAGGGUGUCUAAUUUUCAACUUUCAUUUCUCCAAAUCUGGACUAACAAUGUGUCUCUAAGGUUGUUGAUCAAAAUGUUUACCUGACUGACCCUCCACCUUGUUCCUCAGGUGUUCCAGAGGAGGAUAGAUGGCUCUGUGAACUUCUACAGACCCUGGGAUCACUACAAGAUGGGCUUUGGGACUGCUGCUGGAGAGUACUGGCUCGGUGAGAAAGGACACUGAGCAAUCACACAAUGGUUUACAAAGAUAUAACACCAAACUGUGACUUAAUUUUUUAAAGUGACUUAGUGGACAGAAGGGAAAAGUCACACAUGUUUAAAGUUCAUUUGAGCAGAUAAGAACUACAUGCACAAACUGGGUAUUCUGUAAAGCAUCAAUAAGGAAAAUCUGUGAAACUGAACUCAAAAUUCAGAUUUUGAGGGUCCAGGAGAGGUUUUCAUAAAUCCAAAAACGUUGUCACUUUGAUUGACGUCACAUUCAGAACAACCUUCAAUCUUGUUGAAACGUUAGAGUCAGCUCACAGAAGGUUUCGUGGAGGUGUGGAAGGACUUAUCUGUGCCUCGUGUGUGUGGUCACUCUCAGGUCUGGAGAAUCUCUUCCACCUGACUCUAAGGAAGAAAAACGAGCUGCUGGUCGACAUGGAGGACUUCAGUGGAAACAAAGCGUUUGCUCGCUACACCUCCUUCACCAUUGAUCCAGAAUCCUUCGGUUACAGCCUGCAUGUAUCUGGAUUCAUAGAUGGAGAGGCAGGUGGGUCAGCCUUAACUUUUUGUUUGUCUGAUAUCAAGGUGAUAAUGUCCUAACAGAUUACCUGCCAUAGAUUUUAAUGACAGUCACUAAUGACCAAACUCAAGUGUGAAGUUUUGGUGACACUGUUGGUUCUUUAGGUUGUUGUGCUGGUGUAACAUUUAAAUCGUCGUGACUUUGCUGUUGUUGUGUUUUGUAGGUGACUCCCUGAGUAAUCAUAAUGGACAAAAGUUCUCCACCUUCGACAAAGACCAGGACUCCUCAACUAGCAACUGUGCCAAAAAAUUUUUGGGGGCAUUCUGGUACUACAAUUGUCAUAGUGCAAAUCCAAACGGGGUUUAUCGUUGGGGGGCUGAUGGUACUAUCCUUGGUGUCGGAGUGGAGUGGUCAAGAUGGAAAGGCAACAACUACUCUCUGAAGAGCAUCAGCAUGAAGAUCCGUCCUGUGCAGUAGUUAUCCAGGCUGAACCAAACCUGUGGUUGAUCAGCCUUGAAUCACUUCUGACCUCCAGAGGGAAAAAUAAAAAAGCUCUCAGACUGUGUGAAAGCAGUUGCAAGAGGAGACCAAAACCAUGGUCAAUGGGUUUCUAAAACAAGUUCUGUUGAAGUUUGAAACCCUGAUGUGAUAAUAAAUGAGCAGCUGAACAAAGUCUGUACUGUGUCCACUGUCUCCUUCUGUCCAGACUCUCAGACAGAGAGCAACAGACAAGAGCAAGAGCCACAACAUCGGUACAUUGUCAAGGGGACAAUGGCUUGAAAGAAAAGCUGAGGAUUGACAGAAGUUUCCAGUAAAGACCCCCAGCCAUAAAGAGGGGGGUCCAGGGUUGUUGACAGUUUGGUAAGUGUGAAAAGCAAUAAUGCCUCUGAACUAAUGAAUGAGAAUGAGUUAAGACCCAACUAAACUAAGACUGAACCCCAAUCCCAAUGAUGUUAGGACUAAUUUUUUUGUAAAUAUUCACUCAUUUUGAGUUUGAUGCUGUAACUUGUCCCUAAAAACCUGGUUUAGGGUCAUGUACCACUCCCAGUCAGCCUUUGGGAACAGAGGACACUGAUUGUUGAAGCUUUGAUGAUGAAUCUUUUAUAGUCUUGAUUGAUGGACCACCUCAGCUGAUAAAUAGUCCAGGGUCUCCACUGUGGUAUUUUGUUGCUUCAAAAGGAUCCACAUAUGUUCAAAGGGGCACAGGUCUGGACUGCAGGCAGGCCCAUCUAGUACCUGGACUCCUUGACUCUGAAGCCACACUGGUGUAACUCAUGCAGAAUGAGUCUUGGUGUUGUCUUGCUGAGGGUCCACCCGGCUUGUUCUCAUCUCCCAGUCCAAAUCCAGCAUCCCUGAUGGUACGGGGACCAUCAGAGUCCAUGUCAUGGGUAUCUUCUACAUAUGUGAAAGCUCCAUUAAUGCUGAAAAAUAUCUCCAGGUUUAGGAGCAACUUCUGCUGCCAUCCAGACAAAGACUUUUUCAGAGAAGACCUUCAUAUGAUCCCAAACCACAUUCUGACAGCAGGGAUUUCAACAGCAUGGCUCUGUAGGAGAAGAGUCCUGCUGAGAAACUGGACUGAUGCAGUCCUGACUUGUCCCCCAUUGAAAACAUUUGGAGCAUCAAGACCCCCCAAAACAGGACCAAGGAGACCCUGAACUGUUGAGCAGCUGAAAUCUUCUAUCAGGCCAGAAUGGGACAACACUUGACUGUCAGACUCCAGGACCUGGUCUGCUGGGUUCACUAAUGUCAACAGAGGGUUGGGAAAAAAAAAGAGCUGACGACACAUGAAGGGAAACAUGAACAUGUACAGGUUCAUUUGCUCUUACUGGACGUUGGACUAAAGACUAAAGCAGUUCCCGUAACUAGACCCACCCCUCACCCCAUCUGUUAAUUCUGCCAACAGGUGGGUAGAUGAUGUUAACGACUCAUGACCUGAUCAACAUCUCUGUUUAACAGUUUUGUAAUCCAAAGGCACACACAGACUCUUUUCAAACCAUGUCACGUACGUCCAGCAGUUCUGUUAUUUAUUCACAUUUAUCAAGGACAAUGAAGAUAAACAAACCCUGCUUGAUAAAGCCCAGAGAAAUCAGAAGAUAGACAUUCUGAGAUCAAGAGCUUCAUCAGCCACCUUCAGCAGAAACCUGACCAUGAAGGUACGUUUGAGAUAAACGUCAACUGUGGGUCCACUAUUUCCUAGGGGUUAUAGAAGUAUGCAAUUUCUAAAAGACAUUUGGUUUGAUGAUACAGGUUCACUAAAUUUCACAUUCAAAUGCCUACUGUUGGUUUUUGCCCUUUUGGAUUUUAGAGUUUGACAUUUUCCAAGUAAGUUUUUGUUGCUUUUAAUUUAGUUUAUUUUGAAUAAAUCUUUUUGUCGUCCUGCAUUUGGGUCCUUUCCUUUUUGUGUAACUCAAAAAACAUUUUCAUUGACAGCCUUUUUGACUGGCGCAGCACAUCACUUUAUGCUUUCUGAUUCAGUGGACUUCAUUAAGUUUUAAAAAAAGGUGUAGAGUAGAGUGGGGGGUUGAUUCAGUGUGCUUUGAGACCAGCCUUUACAACACGCUGCAAUAAUGGGCUCAGGGACUCUGUCGGUCCGACUGCUGACUGAGUCAGAAUGAAAGUUGGUUUAUCUGUUCCAGCUGGUGUCGGUCACCGUCCUCUUCCUCCUGGCUCCUCAGCUGAUCAGCAGUCAGCUUGUCCUGCCACGCGACUGUAGUGAGAUCCACAAUAACACCAAUGGCCUGUCCAGUGGAGUGUACACCAUCUAUCCUAUAGGAUCCACGUCUGCUGUCCAGGUAGGCUUGUUGAUCUGCAGAGGUGCUGACACAGGUAGUGCUGGACGAUAAUUCGAUAACAAUAUAUAUCGAUCGAUAGACGUGUGGUGCGAUAGAAAAAAAACGGGUCGAUAAAAAGUUCGAUAGAAAAACACAGUUUCCCUUUCUUUUUCAUCAUAGCCUAUCAUGUAGCUUUUACGACAGUCAUUACUUCCUCCCAACCAAUCACAAACGCAGACCCAGGUACGCUACGGCACCAAGCCCAGCCCCUAUCAAACCACAACAGACAGCACGUGUAUUAGAAAAAAUGAUACAGCAAGGAGAAGCGGAGGACAUUGUCCCGAUAAAAGGUUUCAGUAGUUCACCAGCAUGGCAAUGUUUUGGUUUUUAGAAGUCUGACAAAAAGCGAACAGCGGUCGUUUGCAAAAUUUGCAGAGAAUUAGUAAAAACCAAGUCUGGUAACACAACCAACUUGUUUUACCAUCUAAACCGAUCGCACCCGCAGGAGUACGAGCUGUGUCGGCCGCGCCGCGGCUCCACGUUAUCGUCGGAGGAAUCCUCUGGAACCGCUGCCAGCACCAGCACAAAGCAAGUGAAGCAGACCAAACUGGACUUCGUUUCUUGCCAAAACUACGACAAAGCGUCCAACCGGCAUAAGGACAUCACCCAUGCAGUAACAUGCUCCAUAGCGAGGGACAUACUACCAAUAACUACCGCUGAAAAGCCUGGCUUCGACCAGCUUCUAGCCACUCUCGACCCGCGAUAUGAAGUGCCCGGCCGCAAGUAUUUCUCAAACACAGCGCUUCAGGCAUGAAAAUGGGUCAGGGGUUGAAAAGGUGAGAAGGGUGCGGAGGAAAUGCGUUCAAAUGAGCUCAUGUUUUACAAAGACGCGAGUAUUUGGAUCAUGGCUACUAGCAGGGGGUGCAUUCGGCAGGGGUGCAUUCUACGACACAACACCGGCGUGGAUAAGUCCUGCUUCUCGUGCUUAGUUUGUGUAUUAAGUCAAUCACAUGAUAAUCAAAAAAAAUAAAUCUCCCGACCCCGGGAGAAAUAUUUCAGUGUUCAGACACCAGGCUGUGGGCAGUUUCCCACACAGUUAAAACUGGUAGUAUGCUAUUCCCACCUAAAGCUAUUCUGUUUAUUUAUAUAUUUGUUUGUUUUGUUUAUUUUCAUCAAAACACUAUUUAAAUAUUUAUUUAUCAGAUUUUCUGGUCACUUUAGUCUUUAUGUUUGUCAGUAUUUACUGACGUCACUCAGGCCACUUAAGUUGAUUUCUUUUUUUUUUUUUAGUUCUUUUUUAAAAAACUUUCAGUUGUGGUAAAAUAAAAAAGGUGGUUGAAUAAAGGUUUGAAUUUGAAUUCAGUGCUUGUGUGUUCUUUAUUAAAAGUAGGUCAUUAAGCAAUAGCAUAAAACAUCCAGGGCUGCAAUUAAAAUAUAUGUUAAAUAAUUAUAAUAAUUAUAUCGAUAAUUAUCGAUAUCGAUCAAUAUGGUUUAUUUUUUAUCGAUAUGCUUUUUUUCUAUAUCGUCCAGGCCUAGACACAGGUCACUUUGUUUGGUAUCAUGGAUUUACUUUUAUGGGUGUGUGUGUUUAGGUGUACUGUGACAUGGACUCAGAGGGAGGACGCUGGACGGUGAGUAUUUAACCAAAAUAGCGAUGUCAGAUGUCUUGUGUGUCAGCUGACUGACCUCCACUUUGUUCCUCAGGUGUUCCAGAGGAGGAUGGAUGGCUCUGUGAACUUCUACAGACCCUGGGAUCACUACAAGUUUGGCUUUGGGACUGCUGCUGGAGAGUACUGGCUCGGUGAGAAAGGACACCAAGUAGUUGUGUUGACAAUUCAGAAAGCUAAAACAUGAAACUCUGAUGUUGUUAAAGCAACUUUCUGAUCAGGAGGGGCAGUUUUAAACUGUCCAAAGGUUAUUUCAGCAGCAAAGAAGAACUGCUCAGAUUAACUUAAACAUUAUUCCAAAGGGAAAACCACUCAAACCGCAGAGGCAAUCAUAGAGACAGAAAAAAACAAGACCAUCACAAAGACAAGCCUGUUAUGAAACCAGGCUUAUCUAGAAAUAAAAACAGCUGCUCCCAAGAAGCUGACAAAUAACUGAAACAACCAGGAAGACCCAGAAGAUCACUCUAAAACUCAAAAGGAAUGGGGAGCCAACCAGCCCUGCUUAGAAGACACCAUCCUCAAUACGGCCACUGAAAGGGGACAACAAAUCUCCUAUCAGGCCUGUGGUGCUGAUGGAGCCACAGAGAGGAUCUGUCUUCACUAGAGUACAGGAGCGAGUGAGUCAGCAUAGGGAAUUGGAGCCCCAGACACUAUAUAAGCUCCUCGCACCAGCUCCCCAUCAGGAGCAAUCAUAACUCACAGUCCUGACUCCAGUGACAACCAAACUCACUGACUAGCCAUAAAGGAGUGCCCCCAUAGACUGUAUAUAGAAUGGACAGUGUCUGCCUCCUCGCUGGGUGAAGUUACCCCAAGAACAGCACCCUCCAUUGACGGGCUGAAGUAUAGGUCAUAAAUCCCGCCUCCGCCAGCAAAGCUUAUGGAGCUGUGGACAAACUUUAUAAAUGAAUGACACAGAACAUAAAUGUUUCUCCCCCCUGGUUGUGAUGUUGACAUGUAGUUACUGUCAGACUGGUUUGUGCUCAAGUCCUUUUUUUUCUGUGAAGCUCCGUUUUUAAAAGUUAUUAGGGGUUCAUGUUUUCUAUGAUUGACACCUGAUACAGCCUAUUGGCGUUCAGGGAUUGCGUAGCUCACCGUUUGAGCCGAUCGUCAUCACAGCAACUCUCGGCGACUCUCCUGCCGAAUGCGUACAACGCUACUGCGCAAUGCUGGUUUCAGGAAAUGAAGAAAAGUCCCGGAAAAACCGAAAACUUUUUGGCUUCAAAUCCGUAUACAGGUGGUAGGUGGAACCAAGUUGUCCAUGGUAUAUACAGUCUAUUAGUGCCCCUAUCUACAAUACAUACACAACCCUCCAGCCUGGCCUUAAAGAUAAUUUAACUCACAGCAGGAGGUGGUGGUGGUGGUGUGGAAGAUUUUUGAACUUAUCUUUCCCACAUGUUUAUGUGUGUUGUCACUCUAAGGGCUGGAGAAUCUCUUCCACCUGACUCUGAGGAGGAGGUACGAGCUGCGGGUCGACAUGGAGGACUUCAGUGGAAACAAAACGUUUGCUCGUUACAAUGCAUUUGCCAUUGACUCAGAGACUGGUGGAUACUGCCUGCAUGUUUCUGGAUACGUAGUUGGAGGGGCAGGUGGGUCAGCUUCAACUUUUUGUUUGUCUGAUAUCAAGGUGAUAAUGUUCUAACAGAUUACCUGCCAUAGAUUUUAAUGACAGUCACUAAUGACCAAACUCAAAUGUAAACUUUUGGUGACACUGCUGGUUCUUUAGGUUGUUGUGCUGGUGUAACAUUUAAAUCAUCGUGACUUUGCUGUUGUUGUGUUUUGUAGGUGACUCCCUGGAAUUUCACGAUGGACAAAAGUUCUCCACCUUCGACAAAGACCAGGACGCCGUGGAAUACAGCUGUGCCAAACUCUUUUUGGGGGCAUUCUGGUACAACAAUUGUCAUAGUGCAAAUCCAAACGGGGUGUAUCGCUGGGGGGCUGAUGGUACUAUCUAUGCUCUUGGAGUAGAGUGGUCAACAUGGAAAGGCCAAAACUACUCUCUGAAGAGCAUCAGCAUGAAGAUCCGUCCUGUGCAGUAG